This is a messenger RNA of Clarias gariepinus (North African catfish), 3619 nucleotides long. It is a transcript of the gene trhr2, whose product is annotated as thyrotropin releasing hormone receptor 2. Lineage: Eukaryota; Metazoa; Chordata; Actinopteri; Siluriformes; Clariidae. Gene Ontology annotation, molecular function: thyrotropin-releasing hormone receptor activity. The coding region runs from base 390 to 1922 and encodes 510 amino acids. The transcript is spliced from 4 exons. Gene Ontology annotation, cellular component: membrane. The record is from RefSeq and is a predicted model, not a curated record. Gene Ontology annotation, biological process: phospholipase C-activating G protein-coupled receptor signaling pathway.
CCUGACCUCGAUAAAUGCUGCAGAUAUUUCUUACAUAUCUAGGUUUUUUUUUUAUAGCUGAACCAGCAGGGAGCUGUGUUUUGGAUAGAGUGCAUGGAAUCUGAACAGGAAAAAAGAAAAGAAUGGGGGAUUGUUUGGAUGGAUGAUUGCAUUAAGCGGCAAAAAAGGCGUACAAGAAAUUAAAUGUGAUGCUAAUGGAAAUAUGGCUAUUUAACCAAGACUAAUGGAAGAACGCUUAACAUACCAAUCAUUAACACAGGAACAAGCCUAGUUUUUAAGUCUCUUUCCCACUUUGCCCUAUCUGUUUUUAUUUCAUAUUUCAAUUCACUUUAAAUUUUUGCUUUAAAAAAAAAUCAUAGUACACACACUAACACAAGCACCAAGAAAACAUGGCAGAAAACAUAAGUUCCAAGAUGGAUAGUAGCUCCGUGUCCAACAUCUCCCUAGUGGGCCAGGGAGACUCUGUGUCCAAAUCAGUGGAGUAUAAGACCGUCUCCAUUUUCCUGGUGGUUCUGGUAUGUGGUGUGGGAAUCAUCGGCAACAUCAUGGUGGUCCUGGUGGUCCUCACCACCCGACACAUGCGAACACCCACCAAUUGCUACCUGGUAAGCCUCGCUGUGGCUGAUCUGACAGUGCUGGUGGCGGCUGGGCUUCCCAACAUCUCCGAGAGCUUGAUGGCCACCUGGGUGUAUGGGCAAGCUGGCUGUUUGGGCAUUACCUACCUUCAGUACCUGGGCAUCAAUGUGUCCUCCUGCUCCAUCACAGCCUUCACAGUAGAGAGAUAUAUAGCCAUCUGUCACCCAGUGAGGGCUCACACGGUGUGUACGGUCUCCAGGGCCAAGCGCAUUAUUGCAGGCGUGUGGGCCUUCACCUGCGUCUACUGCAUGCUUUGGCUCUUCCUAGUGGACAUCCAAGUGAACAGUGAUGGACGUGUACAGUGUGGCUACCGCGUCUCUCGUGACCUCUACCUGCCCAUCUACCUCAUUGAUUUCACCAUUUUUUAUGUCAUUCCACUGCUGCUGGCUAUCGUCCUGUAUGGCCUCAUUGCACGAAUCCUAUUCCUCAACCCCCUGUCCCACCCACCGGAUUCAGGCACCAUCGCGGCCCCCGCCCUCCGAAGAAGCUGCAAGGAACCUGCAGAUGCAAGCAAAGGAGGUCGCCAAGGACGACCAAAAAGUGCACUCUCAUCUCGGAAGCAGGUAACCAAGAUGCUUGCUGUGGUGGUGGUCCUUUUCGCCCUGCUGUGGAUGCCAUACAGGACCCUGGUGUUAAUCAACUCCUUUGUCAGCACACCAUACCUGGAUGCCUGGUUCUUGCUGUUCUGCAGGACGUGCAUCUACGCCAACAGUGCUAUCAAUCCUGUAGUGUACAACCUAAUGUCUCAGAAGUUCCGCUCUGCGUUUCGUGACCUGUACCGGUGCCAGCAGCCAGCCAGUCACCAGCGUAGUCUCUCCUCACUCCAGACCAGCUACACUGUUGCUAGAGACCCUCAAAACACUCAUAUCAGCAAUGGUACCAAGGAAACUGUAAAGAGAAUCAGCUGUGCCACUGCUAACCAGGAACCAAUCAUGGAAAGCCCCCUGGGUGCAAAGAAAGAUGCUGCAGAGAAUACUGGUAUUGACAGCGUGAAUAAGCUACAAGAAAAGGCAGAUGAAACUGACGCGGUGAACGAUCAGGAAAAUGCUGCAGAAACUGAAAUAAAGGGAAUUAAGAACGAAGAUAAUGGCCCUGGCUUGGAGAAAAAGAUUGAUAGCCUACAUACCGAUAUUAGAAAAGACAUUGAAAAUAAUGUUAACAAUGGCACCAUUCCAGACAUUAUCCAUUCUAACAAAGAGAAGGUUGUGCCAGCCUCUGAUGAGAUGGAGCCUGCACUUCCUCAUGUUGAGCAAAAUAAUAAAGAACUGAUCCAUAGCACAUUGUAAUCCCCCUCUUAUCUGCACUUUUAAAAAGAUCUUCAAGAGAACUCGAGUAUGUUUUGAAGUUGUAUGGUUUAUUGCACCGAAUAUCAAAAAAAAUCUUGUGUAUUUAAAAGGAGAAUAAAAAAAUUCUCAAGAUCAAUGUAGGCUUCAAAAGAGUAUAUCUUUGCACCUGCUGAUGAGACAGUUUCUAAUGAAUUGCAAAUACUGUGACACUUUCUCUGCGUCAAUCUAAUUGGUUGGUGGAAUCACCAGCAUCAGUUUGCCCUUUUUUAUUGGCUUUAAAGAUUUCGAUGUGUUCUCUUCAUCCAUGUUAAAUUAAAACAACCUGCCUGCACUUUCCGUAAGGAGAGAAAAAAGUAAUGACUUCAGCUAAGUGAGUAAAUAACCAAUCUCUAAAAGAACAGAGAGGGUCGCACGGCAACUGCUACAAGCCGCUUUUAUCUGAUAACAUGGCCCAGAGCAUCAGGUCAGCACUAAAACACAUCCCUGUUAUCCGUUCAGCCAAAAGGAGGUAUUUAGAGGCUGGCAUUAUACCAGAGAAAGAGCAGAGAGCAUGGCCAGUGAACUGACUUGUAAUGCAUCAACAUUUGUUCUGCAUAAAAGCUUGGGCUUUAGGAAGACUCAUGGUUUACAACAGCCAUCAUGCCCAGAAGCACGAUUGAGUCGUUUGGGUGGCUUUUCAGGAAUGGAUGCAGAUUAGACCAGACAGAGCGAGAGUAAGACAUCAAUUUACAGACUCAUCUAUUUAUCUAUUUAUUUAUAUCACGUACGUAGAUAGGACAUUUUAGGAUAACUGAUGCUUUUUGCUGAAACAAAAGAAAAGAUAUAUCCUUUGUGUGUCUGUUAACAAAAUGAUUCUCACACUGAUGUGUACUGAUACUGAGAAGACCUUAAAGCACUUUUAUGUGUCCCUAGUGACAAAAUAUUUAUGUAAAUUUUUCACCAGUCAUAAAUUUGAUUUUCAGUCAUAAAUGGUAUUUUUAUGAUGCUGUAACGACUUAAACACCAUCCUGCUUAAUGUGUGCUUUACGUUGCUCUUUUACAAAAGCAAUCUAUUCCAUGUUGUAAUUGCUUUAUUGUGAAGCCUGUGGUUUAUGCCUUUCUUGUGCGGUUUCCUUAAAAGGAGAGAUUAUGAUAAGAUCUUGAAAUUGUUUGUGGCUGCUUUUGUGGAUUAUUAAAAUAAUUUUAGCCCUGCCACACUCUGAGCUUUGCCUGGAAGUCAGAAUUCUUAUCAUUUCAUUUAUCUCAUCAGGCAUCUUGUUAGGAAAAAAACCCCACCACCAUUCUGCUCACUGCCUCUGUAGUGCUUGAGCUAUUAUUUCUCUACUGUCACAUUUCAUUUGAUAAGCAGUGAAUGAAGCCAGCACCAGUGUAAAGAGCUCAUUUCAGAGUGCUAAAGUGGAAAGUGUGUUAUGCUGAUGUCUUCGCCACACACUGCCGUUUUUCUGAUUUUAAUUGCAUUGGUGACAGGGAUGGAAAAACAAAUUGUUUUCUUUAAAGGCUGGAGAAAUGCAUGGCUUUGCUGAGGAACUGUGUUAGCUAAAGUGAAUUUGUUGUCACCGCAGAAAAUCCCAUGAGGGAAGAUAUUACGCCGUUGGUGUGCUGCUUGUAAUAGCUUUUUUUAAUCCACUUAAUAUUUGCUCAGUUCUUAAUGUUAACCUUCUGGAAUCAGAGCUUGAUGUAUGCGUAACUUCUGUAUU